Molecule: messenger RNA, 1434 nt
Organism: Entamoeba invadens IP1
Lineage: Eukaryota; Evosea; Mastigamoebida; Endamoebidae
Exons: 2
Coding region: 1-1434 (477 amino acids)
Source: RefSeq, a predicted model, not a curated record
AUGGCGGAAGACCAAGAGAGUUUACAUGUAUCAGUAGAGAGUUUAAGGCCAAACCUGUAUGAAGGGUGGGGGAAGAAACAAGGAGGAGCAGUGAAGACGUGGAAGAAGCGCUGGUUUGUGUUGAAAGAGAAUCGGUUGUGGUAUUUUGCGUCGAAGACGGCGACGUCAGCGAAAGGGUUUAUAGAGUUAAUACCUGGAACGGAAACAAAAGAUGUUAGUGAGAACAAGAAGUUUAUGUUUUCGAUCAAUUCUCGGAACUUGAAAGGCCCACGAGUAUUUUUCAUAGUGACUGAAAAUUCGAUCGAUCAUGAAUCAUUUUUCAAUGCGGUACGGAAAGCACUCACGAAGACAACACCGACAGCACCUGCUGUAACAACACAAACUAAUGUGUCUACGCCAAAUGCACCACAAAAUUCAGCGAGUGCAGCGCCACAAGCGCCUGUUGUUGCAACGGCGCCAGUGACACAAAACACAACGAGUGUAUCGAUUCAAGGAGCGUUACAGGCGAAAUGUGAUGGCAGAAAGAAUAUAGCGAAAGUGAAAGCAAAGAUCCCAUGGUUACAAGCUGAAGGAGAGAAUGUAGUUGAAUUUUGGAAAUAUUGGAUGGAUUCGACACCACAACCUGAUGCGCUUGAGCCUGGACAAUCGAUUCAAUAUAUGCUUGUUGUUUCAGGAAACACCGACAAGUUGUCGUGGCGAGUGUAUGGCCCACAAGGUGCAUUGAUUCAAAAUAUGGUGGAUUUCUUUUGGAAUGUUGGUGCACCAGAUGAAGAGAUAGAUCAUUUAAACAGUCUUGGGUGUCAAAUUAAUCCAAGUGAAAUUGGGUCAUGGAUUGACAUGAGUGUGAUGAAUGGCAUGGAUGGUGGGUGGUUUUUCAAAGGUGAAUUGUCAUGUGAUAUCAUUAGAGAUACGGCUGACAAAUGUGAACAUUCGGAACGAUUAAUCAAUUGGGCAAAGGAACAUGGACUGAAUUAUAUGUGCCAAAUUGGACGAGACAUGGGUGCUACUCCACCACGACAGUCUGAAUUCAGAUUUAAGCUUGAUGGCGUUGUUAGUACACGAAUGGAAAAGGUUAACUCGGCUUUCUCAACUUUUGGAUUCCCACCAAUUGCAACAAACAUUUCAGAUACACUUGUCAAUCUCCCACCAGUCUACACAUACUUCUAUUUGUGCGUAAUUGUCUCAAGUGAUGGGUUCGUAAAAAUCAGCGUCUUGGUGCCUUCACCAAAACAGGACUUGAUCUUACAAUUCUUGAGCAGUAUGGGCGACGUUAAAGAAACACAAAUCGCACUACACAACGAUAUCAUGAGUACACUCGGAACAACUCCACUCUUCGUCGAGUACACGUACCUUAACCAAGGGUAUGGGUACGACGUCUACAAAGAGGGCGCAGACGUCCUCGUCCACUACAACCUCGGCACAGAAUCGCGUUAA